UUCACCUUCUUGGUGUUUAGGCAAAGUCAACUGUUGCUGUCUGCUGACAACUUGGAAGCAGAUCUGCAUUUCAUUCUAACUUGCAAGAUCUUUGUGACCAUGGAUAUUGGCGGGACAAUCAUUUCGCUACUUAAUUUAUCAUGGGCGCCCCUUGCCAAACCGUUCUAUUAUUUGAGAAAUGUUCAGAAACGCCUAGAGGCACUUCAUGUCAAUUUGGAAGUACUAAAUGGUCGAGCAAAUGACAUUAAAAUGGAGAUGGAUAGGGGAAUAGCCUACUUGAAUAAGAAGCCAAAAAGUGAGGCACAAUUGUGGCUCAAACAUGUGGAAAAAGCAAAUAAUGAUGUGAGUAGCUUAGAAAAUGAAAUCAGCAUUAAAGGAAGAUGCAUGAACGGCUGUCUUCCUAAUUGUUGUUUGCGUUAUAAGUUAGGAAAACGUCUUGUAAAAAAGAUUAAAGACGUGGCUGAGCUUCAAGGAACGGGAGUAUUUCCAAAUGGCUUAUUCAUUGAUUUAUUGCCAAAUGGGGGAAAAUUUCUGCCAACAACAGGAAUAAUAGGUCAAACAAUACCGAGGAAGGUUCUGCAUGAGAUUUGGGAAUGUCUGAUUGAUGUCAAUAUCAAUAAGAUAGGUGUCUAUGGAAUGGGUGGCGUUGGAAAGACAACUAUCAUGAUACAUAUCAAUAAUCUACUCAAUGAAGCCCAGACAUUUGAUAAUGUUAUUUGGGUGACUGCAUCAAAAGUGUUUGACUUGGGAAAAUUACAAAUUGACAUAGCAAAAGCAGUACACUUGGAUCUCUCUUACGAAGAAAAUGUGAUUAGGAGAUCAACCAUAUUAUUUGAGCACUUGCAGAGAAUGAAAAAAUUUACGCUAAUCAUAGAUGAUUUAUGGAGUAAGUUUACCUUAGAAGAGGUGGGGAUUCCACAACCAAAUAAAGAUAAUGGUUGUAAGUUAGUAUUCAUUACUCGACUCAUGGAAGUCUGUCGGGGCAUGGAGACACAUAAGGAAAUUAAAGUGGAUGUAUUUUCUGAGCAAGAAGCCUGGAAUUUGUUCAUUGAUAAAGCAUGUAUGGAUGAAUUUCUUUCUCCUACAAUAGAAUCCAUUGCAAAGCUGAUUAUUGAUGAAUGUGGUCGCUUGCCACUUGCAAUUAUUACCGUGGGACGAGCCAUGAGGAGAACCAAUGAUGUGAGAGCUUGGAAGAAUGCAUUGGAAGAAUUGAAAAGCACAAGAGCAGAAAUUGAAGGCAUGGAAGAAGAUGUUUUUGCACGUCUGAAAUUUAGCUUUAACCACUUAAAAAAUGAUAAGGUUCAGGCUUGCUUUUUGUACUGUGCAUUGUAUCCUGAGAAAUACAAAAUUGAUGUUGAAGAGCUGAUCGAGUACUGGAUUUUAGAGGGUUUGAUAGAUGAAGUAUGGGAUAGGGAGCAUGAGAUCAACAAAGGGCAUGCAUUGCUUAAGGAACUCAAAGACGCUUGCCUGCUGGAGGGUAUUGGGACAGGGUAUGUGAGAAUGCAUGAUCUGGUGAGGGAUUUAGCAAUUAGAAUCACAAGGGAGAGUCCGCGGUUUAUGGUCAAAGCUGGUGUUGGAUUGAAAACAUUGCCAACGACAUGGAUGGAAGAUGUAGAAAGGGUCUCCCUAAUGGAAAAUAACAUUGAGGCUCUUCCAGAUCAUCCAACUAGCAUGAAUUUAUCAACUUUGCUCCUGCAACAGAACCCCCUCUUGGAGAGCAUACCUGAUUCAUUCUUUUUGAAAAUGCAUAACCUCAGAGUACUUGAUCUAUCUGAUUCCAAAAUUAAGUCACUUCCAGUUACACUUUCCUGCUUACGGAAUCUCCGUGGACUCCUAUUACGUCUUUGUGAGAUUGAAGAGUUACCUUCACUAGCAGCCCUUAAAGAGCUGAGGGUGUUGGACCUUUCAUCUACUCUAAUCAAAUGGUUGCCAUGUGGUAUUGAAGGCUUGGUAUAUCUCAGGCGUCUUGAUCUUUCAUAUACGGAAGAAUUAAAGAUGUUUCCUGCAGGGGUUAUUCAAAACAUGUCCCAUCUAGAAAACCUAUCAAUGUUUAAAAGCAAAUGGAGAUGGUCAUUGAGUACACAAGGAAAAGGGGAAGGAGCAGAUUUUGCAGAAAUCACAAACUCCUCACAACUAACUAAUCUGGGCCUUUCCUUUGAGGAUCGAUACAGCUUCAACAACUACGUGAAAUCUGGACACUGGCGGGUGCUGAAAAGCUACCGCAUUGGAAUAGGACUUUUGUCAGGCCUUUUACCUAUUUCCAAAGGAAAUUGUAGUGUAGCAGUUCAAGGCUGUAACAUCAUUACAAAUGGGAGUUCAAUCGAGCUCCCAGACAACACUCAAGAGUUGGCAUUACAGGGUUGUCAUGACAUUGAUAUUCUAUCCAAACUGUCAAGCAUAUCGAACUUGGAUAAUCUUAAAGAGUGUUACAUCUCCAGUUGUAGUGGGUUAGAGUACAUCAUAAUGGCAGAUGAAAAUUAUUUUCCUCUCCUGGAGAAAUUGAUCCUUCGAAAGCUGCUUAACCUAAAGGCAAUUUGUAAUGGAACUGUGGUUGAUAGUCUAUUCUCAAAGUUAAAGACUCUGCAUAUUCAUAAUUGCAAUAGACUCAAGUACAUAUUCACAUUUGGAUUGUUACAGAGCCUGCAAAAUCUUGAAGAGGUUGAGGUGUGGAAUUGUCAUUCAGUAGAGGACAUAAUAGAAGGGGAGGAAACCGGUGGAGUAAAUAACAAUGUCUUUCCUCCUAUAAUGAUUCCAAGGCUACGUGUCAUAUACUUAUCUUCUUUACCUGAAUUGAAAACCAUCUCUAAAAGGUUACCAGUUUGUAAUUCAUUAAAAUCCAUUGAUGUAUGGGACUGUGAGAAGCUAAAGAAGCUGCCGUUUUCAAUGGACAACUUACCGUUCUCCCUCAAACGCAUUGGAGGAAGCCAAAAGUGGUGGGAUGAGUUGUACUGGGAUGAGACUGGCUGUAAGAAUCUUUUGCAACCCUUCUUCGUUGAAGAUAAAUGAUUCACAAGGCAGCCUAUCGUCAGGCUUUUUGAUGAAUAUGCAAGUUGCAUUCAACAAUGACUUGAGGUUGAUUCAUGGCAAAGCAGCAUUGUGAAUCUCUCAAAUGCUAUGGCUUCAGACUUUCCAGGUGAGUUUGAGACUGCCUCUAUCAACAAGCAACUCUCCAAUGCUCCUCGGUCACCCCACCAAGACCAUCACAGCCUAAUUUGGAAGACAAUGCUAGAUUGCAUUUCACCACUCAUUUUCUUCACAAAAGGGAGAUCUCAUGGUAUUCUUGUUAGAUUGCACUUGAAGAAAAGCAAGCAUGGUAGUACUAGUAGUGUACUAUUUUUACUUGCAAGUCAGGGUUUUCAAGGUCUGUAGGCUGACAAUCUUUGUUGGAUUGCUGGGCUGCAGGGAUGAUACAUAGGGUUAUGCAAGGAUACUGGUGUCUCUCUAAAGGUGAAGGUUUGAAGUCUGACCUAUUACAGUUAAAAUUUGUAGGAUGAAGGUUCCUUUUGGGCAAUUAGUCUAUUUCUCAUUUCUUUAAUAUGAAACUUCUAUCUGUUUAAAGAAAAGUAUACAUAUGCAGUUUGAUAUUUGAAUAUGAAAUCUGAUA
Corylus avellana is the source of this 3604-nucleotide messenger RNA. RefSeq names its product putative disease resistance protein At4g27220. NCBI's taxonomy places the organism in Eukaryota, Viridiplantae, Streptophyta, Magnoliopsida, Fagales, Betulaceae. Gene Ontology annotation, molecular function: protein binding; ADP binding. The record is from RefSeq and is a predicted model, not a curated record.